ACCUGUGUGCAGAACGUUGACGCAAAAACUAUUACCCAAGCUUAUCUAGACUUUGCGGCGGAGGAAAGAUUUUACGGUGGUCUUGGAUUUAGUGGUUCAAAUCCUGUCAUUCAGGUUGCUGGAGCUCAACGGAUCAUCGAGUCCGAUCCCCGUGAGCUUUACAGUUCGGGAAAUUUCGCAAAUGUCCCUACCAUGUUCGGAGCAAACAAACAAGAAGGCACAUUAGUGUUGGGAAUAUUGUACAGAUUUUUGGUACCCAAUAAUUUGACUGAAGACGAGGAUUUUUUGGCAAAUGACUUAGUACCACUUCUGCUGAACGCAUUGCAUAUUGAUGAUCCUACCGGAGAAUUGGCCACUCAGUUAACAGAAAAAUAUUUGAGCACUGCAGUAAUGGGCAAUUUUACAUCCAUGAUACCCGGAUUAACAGAUAUGUGCAGCGUGCUCUUCUUGAAAGGACCGACGUACGAGACAACACAACUCGUUUCUCAACAUAAUCCUGACGCGUUCUUUUACUCCUUCGAGUACGAAGGAAGAAAUUCCAUUUUCAGCUAUUUGUUUGCUGCAAAUCCACCUCCAAUUCCUCACGGUGUCAGCCAUGCCGAUGAACUGAUAUACCUGUUUAUUUACCCAUUCAAGUCUGUCCCACCCGGUCUCAAUAGUAGUGAGAUUGAACAUUCGAUGAAAAUGCUUCAAGUCUGGACAAAUUUCGUCAUAUUUGGUAAUCCAACUCCGGACGGUGUAGCACUUCUUGAUGGAAUUCCACAGUUUUUACGAUACAACACCGUCGAAGAAUCCUACACCGCAAUUGACGAUGUUUGGAGAACGGAAGCAGACUACACAUUAACGUACACCGUGACGGUGGACGAACUCACUCCUCCUGGUGAAAGACGCACAGCUUCAAAGAGACAGUCUGGUCGCUUCCAACGUUCACUGCCAAAGAAAAACAAUUAUCUGGGCUAUUGAUAAUCGUUUUAAAUAUCUAAUUAAAUGAUAACUUUCUUACAAACACAAAACGUAUAGCAAAAUUAUUGAAAAACGUCCCGUGUAGAAUGAUUUGUAUUGUCCUGUUUCUUUCAAGGGUUGAAAUAGUAGCCUAUAUAAUACAGCCAUCACUCUAA
Molecule: messenger RNA, 1118 nt
Organism: Daphnia magna
Lineage: Eukaryota; Metazoa; Arthropoda; Branchiopoda; Diplostraca; Daphniidae
Product: juvenile hormone esterase-like
Source: RefSeq, a predicted model, not a curated record